AUGGAAAUGCAGGGCCUCGACGAUGGCACCGGAUCUGAUAUACUGCAGCCCAAGAUAGAGACUCGUAAAGCCGGGUUGAGAGAAAUCUGGUCGUCUUCUCCUUGGAAAGUAACUUUGAUUGCUCUUGCGGCCCUCCUUGCGCUCGCCAUCAUUGUAGUCCUCGCUGCAGCCGCGGAAAUGACAUCACAGGGCUACAUAAUGGGCCGGGACUGCUAUCCCAAUGGUCUUUGGAAAGAAAAGCCUGGUGCGACAUGGCGCAUCAUGGAUUCUUCCUACUUUUUCACGCCAAACCUCAGCUUUGGAGCCUUCACCUUCACCCAGGUCAAAGUUAUCGACGUUGCUUGGGACGUCAUCGUCGGGAGAGGGGGACAGUUACUGCUGGGUUGGAUCAACUAUCGCGUCUUCAACGAGUGGCUGAUAUAUCACAUGGAGAUGCAUUUCACUUCCUACAAACUCUACGCGGCUGUUGCGUUUGAAACAACGACUAUGGGUACGCUUGGUGUAUUAGCAAGAGAGUUUCUGGCGUUUGGCAAAAGAACACGGCGUCGGUUCUUCAGGUGGCUUGCGAUGCUGUCCAUGUUGCUGUCGACUCUGUACGUGCUAUCAUUUCCGACUUUGAUGGGUGCCAUGACGGGUUACAUUACUACGUACGAGCUAUAUGUGGAGAAUCACGACCACAACCUCAUCGAGUGGAGUAAAGUAAGACGAGUGACGAAUAUUAUUCAAGAUGCGGAUAGAUUAUUACGCUACGACAAACCCUUGAUAAUCACAGAAGCCGAUACGGAACUUAGAAACGCUGUCAAACUUUACAUGGAACAGUUCGAUCCUGAUACAGGCAGAACCCCCGGAACAACUGUAGACGGUUUUACUUACUCCGAGCUAUACACUGAUGAGCCUUCAAAAUGGGUAGUAGAAGGGAUGACGACACCUCUAGAGCUCACUUCCCCAAGCCUCAAUAUUACAACCUACCGGACCUACCCAGAAAAGAUAAUACCUCCGCCAGAAUGGCAUGGACAGGUCCCCGUUGCUUUCGAGGACCGUCCCACAGAUGUAUACAACACUUCAUACUUGCUUGAGCACGGCUCCUGUCAACCAAGCGAGACAUACCAGUGGGGCUUCUCCUACAUCUUCCUCUUCAUGGUGUCCAUAUUCAACUUCAUCUGGACAUGCAUCAUGAUAGGCAUGUGGCUCGAUACACGGCUGAGCUCGAGAAUGUACAAGAGUGGGCGGAGACCGGGGCUGUUGCGCAGCAUCAUGGAUUACUCGGCUGCAGUCAGGCAGGAGCUUGGUACCGAGGCUGAGUAUCUAGAGGAAGACGACUUGCGGAGGCGUUUGAAACAGAGCGGGGGUUCGUUGAUAGUACCGAGUGGGGAGCUUAGGAUAUCGCGGGCGGAUACUGGAGAGAGGGAGAUGAGGGAGAGGGGGUGGCGGAGGAGAUUGACGAAGGGAAGCACGUUUUGA
Molecule: messenger RNA, 1461 nt
Organism: Bipolaris victoriae FI3
Lineage: Eukaryota; Fungi; Ascomycota; Dothideomycetes; Pleosporales; Pleosporaceae
Exons: 2
Coding region: 1-1461 (486 amino acids)
Source: RefSeq, a predicted model, not a curated record